AUGAGAGUUUCCGUAGUUGGUGUUUUUGCACUGGUACAAUGGCUAUUGAGUAGUUGCGUGUUUGGAGCUUCGUUGGCCACGCUGGGGUCGAGUGACUCGAGUUCCAACAAUGAAACUGCGGUUGGUGUCAACUCGCGGCACGUGAAAACGUCCUCGUUGCUGACCUGUAUGGAGAACUCGGGAUUCACGGCUUCGUAUUUUGACGUGAGGUUCUACCCCGACAACCAGACGGUGGUUUUCAAGAUUAACGCGGUUACCACCAUCAACUCGAAUGUAACUGUCAAAGUUCAGGUCAUCGCGUAUGGGCUGAACAUCAUCGAAAGAUCGUUCAACCUUUGCUCCUUGAAUGAGGCCACACUCUGUCCGCUUUCUUCCGGUAGGAUCGACGUGGAUUCGUUUUAUCGGAUAAAUUCCGACAUCACGAACCAAAUCCCGAAUGUGGCGUACACCAUCCCAGAUUUAGAUGCGCAGGUUCGUGUGUUGGUUUACGAUGAAACGGACAGCGAUCAAAACAGUCCACUGGCCUGUGUUCAGGCCGUGUUGAGUAACGAUAAAACAGUUCAAACCAAGUAUGCCGCGUGGCCAAUUGCUGCGAUCUCCGGUUUGGGUGUUUUAACGUCGGGGUUUGUCUCCGUUAUUGGUUACAGUACCACUUCGGCGCAUAUUGCAAGCAACUCAAUAUCUUUGUUUAUUUAUUUCCAGAAUUUAGCUAUAACGGCGAUGAUGGGUGUUUCUCGUGUUCCUCCAAUUGCGGCAGCAUGGACUCAGAACUUUCAAUGGGCUAUGGGGAUCAUCAGGGUUGAAUUCAUGCAAAAGAUCUUCGACUGGUACGUGCAAGCAACGAGAGGUAUUUCAACAGUUGUAUUGGCAAACAAGGACGUGCUAUCUAUAAGCAUUCAAAAGAGAAAUGUCGACAGAUUGGUGAAGAGAAUUACUUUGGCCUCUUCAAGGGAUUAUAGUUUUGAUUCCAUCCUAGAGGAUUCUUCAUUAUACACAACGACAGAGAGAAAUACAACAGAGUUUUCCUCCAAGAUUCUAGUUCUACGUGGUAUUGAGCGUGUGGCUUUCAAAGCAGAUAUUGAAUUGUCGAAUUUUUUCCUCACUGGUAUAGUUUUUUUCCUCUUCUUUCUAUUCGUCGUUAUCGUUUCUCUGAUUUUCUUCAAAGCAUUAUUGGAAGUUCUAACUCGUGCUAGAUUGAUGAAAGAGACUUCAAACUUCUUCCAAUACAGAAAGAACUGGGGUAGCAUUAUUAAAGGUACUUUAUUCAGACUGGCUAUAUUGGCUUUCCCUCAAGUUUCUCUACUAUGUAUUUGGGAAUUUACUCAACAGGAUUCUCCUGCUAUUAUGGUUGACGCUGUCAUUAUUUUAAUUAUUGUCGCGGGUUUACUAGUUUUUGGGACAACGAGAGUGAUGAUUAAAGGUAGAGAGUCUUCUAGACUAUAUAAGAACCCUGCCUAUUUGUUAUUUGGUGACGCUGAAUUUCUUAACAAAUAUGGGUUUUUAUAUACUCAAUUCAGAGCAGACGCUUACUGGUGGCUACUACCUUUACUAAUGUAUAGCUUUUUGAGAUCGCUGCUUGUAGCAGUCUUACAGGAAUACGGGAAACCUCAAGCAAUGAUUAUCUUCAUUAUCGAACUGGCCUAUUUCAUUUGUUUGUGUUGGAUCAGGCCUUAUUUGGACAAAAGAACAAACAUUUUCAACAUUACUAUCCAUGUGGUUACUACCAUAAAUUCCCUUUUCUUUUUGUUUUUCAGCAACCUGUUUAAUCAACCAGCUGUCGUGUCAUCUGUGAUGGCCGUUAUUCUGUUUGUUCUGAAUGCUGUUUUUGCACUGUUUUUGUUGAUAUUCACCAUCGUUACAUGCACUCUGGCCCUAUUACAUAGAAAUCCGGAUGCUCGCUAUGAACCAUUGAAAGAUGAUCGUGUUUCCUUCAUUCCAAAGAUUCAAAAUUCUUCAGGACAGCCAUUCGAUAAUGACAAAUCAGGUGCUGAACUAUUUGAAUUAAGGCAGGCCGCAAUGGAAUCUAAUGAAACAGAUCAAGAAAAGUUAAAGCGUGAGGAGGCCUUCGGUGGUAAUAACAGUAGAACUUUAUUUGAUGAUGAAACUAGCACAUACUCCGACUCUUCAAACAAAUAUAGGCCAUCGAAUAUCAAUGUACCGCACUCACAACCCCUUCAACCAACUUCGGCUGUGCUGGGAACAGGUGGUUCGUUGAUGAGUCAAGGUCAUCCAAGGGCUGCAAUGACUGAAACUUCCUCCAGCAGUUCCAAUACAAUAAGAAAGCCCGAAACAAGCUUUUAUGGUAAUGGCAACAGCAAUACCAGUAGUUCUAGAUCUCCCUUUAACAGUACCUCUUAUUUAUAA
Messenger RNA from Zygotorulaspora mrakii, 2364 nucleotides. RefSeq names its product transient receptor potential ion channel family protein. Bases 1 to 2364 code for a protein of 787 amino acids. The record is from RefSeq and is a predicted model, not a curated record. NCBI's taxonomy places the organism in Eukaryota, Fungi, Ascomycota, Saccharomycetes, Saccharomycetales, Saccharomycetaceae. The transcript has a single exon. Gene Ontology annotation, biological process: fungal-type cell wall biogenesis; transmembrane transport.